AUGUUUGCUGCCUCUGUCACUCCAGCUGGCACAUUCCACACCUUCAAACUGGCUCUCUUGCUAUCCCUUGCUUCUUGUUCCUCAAAUAAGGCAGGGUUAGCAGUGCUGGGAGUGGGUAGUAACACCACCCUGCUGCUACGGCUGUUGUGGUACAGUGCUCGCUACGCUCCUCACGCAGUUACCCAUUCCUCCCUGAAUGCUGUCACUGCUGCCUGUACCAAGGACCCGGAUGGUAUUGUGUGGGUUCAGGGAGGCUCGCUCCUCUUGGCUCAUGGUGGAGUUUGUGUCUUGGGGGAUUUCUCUAAGUUCAAAAAGGAGUCCAGGCAGUCAGUUUGCAGAGUUCUGGAGAGUGGGGUAGUGCAGGUUGAGUGUGCCACACGUCUCCGUCAACAUACACCCACCCUGAAGUAUCCGCUACGUGCUGCAGCUUGGGCAUGUUAUGACCCUGCUCAUACCCGCACCAGUACCACAAACACCAAUCCUCUUGAUAACUUCCUGCAUGUACCACUUGGCGACCUCACCAAAUCAAUCACAGAUGUAUUUGGACUAGUGGUGUAUGCAGAGACUCCGGCGGGAGAGUGUGAGAGUGAGGCAGAAGAGGUGAUCACCUUGCACACACUCCUGGAGGCCACCACACAGUAUUCUCCACCUAAACCACUCCUUCCCCCAGAUCAGCUCACCCAGUAUUUGUGUAUGGUAAGAGGCCUGCAGGUGGAGUUCAGUGUUUGUGCAGAGAAACUGAUACGUGGUUACUAUGUGGCCACCAGGAGGCUUCGUGGAGAUUGUGUACAGGGGUCCUCAGUUCCUGUCACUGCUAUACACACUCUAACUCAAGUUGCUGCAAGUCAUGCUCGUCUUGCUCUCCGUAGCACUGUAGAAGGAUGGGAUGCAGUUGCUGCAGUGUUACUAUGUGAAGAAGCCUUGGCAGCACACUCAGGCUAUUCACUUCUACAAAUACAACCUACCCCUCACCUCCCACUUCACACUGACCUCCACACUCUAGUAGGGAGGAAGAAUGAUGAACGGAUGGUAAACUUUCAGAGGACACUUGAGGAAUUUAUAGAAACUCACACAGGUGAUAUACCUACAGUUACCUAAAUAUCAGAUGAAGAGGAUUUACCAUAAUACAUAAUAGCAGGAGAAUACUUGAUUUACCGUAAUACAUAAUAGCAGAAGACUUACUGUACAUAAUUGAGAGGAAGUUGGAUAGUUUUGUGUACGUACUGUACUGUGAAUGGAAAAAUUCAGUCAAACUUCAGUAGAUUUUGAAAUAUAUAAAUAAUAAUGGUAAAAAGACACAGAAUACAUUAUAUUCUAAAAUGUAAUUUCAAUAUGUAUGUGUGGCAUUGGCUAUUCUUGGUUUACUUAUGGAAUUGGUGUUCAAGUUGUUUUUUUUUAACUGGUACUGUACCAAUUUAGAUUGUGUACUGUGAUGUCUUAUCACAUCAAUACAACUCCCUUCAUAUUACAGGAAAUAACAUUCUAAUGCAGUACUAGUACAAUGCAAUACAGGUAUUGGGAACUACUAUUCAGUAUACUCUUUAUGUGGAGUAUACUGUACUGUAUCACUAAAUAGAGCACGGAUUAUCAAAUGGGUUACAUGAUGUAUUGUGCAUGACACUGGAUAUGUGGUGAAUCACUUAAUUUGUGAGGAUUAUCUACAAUUCUAUCUUUUAAUGAGGUAACAAUUUGGUUGGCUAUACAUUGCAAUACAAGUUCAUUCCUGUAUUAAGUUCCUUUUUAUGGCAUUAUUUCAUUUAACUGAUGGUUUUCUUUCUCGCUUGCUACCAUCAUUUAGUUAUUUACAGCACAUUCCAAUUUCUUUUUUUUAUUUGCACCCUCUGUUUUAUAUAACUCCACUAUUUCAUUCUUCCUUUUUAUUAAUGUACCUACUAUGCCUUAUUAGCAGGGACAUCAUGACCCUUUCCAAAUGUUUAGUUGCAUCUUUCAUAAAACAUGAAGCAACUUACUGGGUAUUUAUUUCUGACCUGCUCAAGUAAACUAGAAAACUUAAUUCUCAAGAUUCCUAUGUUUCUUGACACUAAUACUUGUAUAUCUAAAGACAUGGGACACAAAGGAAUUUGGAGCACAUUCCAAAGGAAUCAUCCUAUAUUACGUGAAAAAGUUCUAGGCAAUGCAGACGAUCAACUACAGUACUCAAGAAAAAAAAAUACUAUACAAUGUUACUAUGUUUUGAGGUAAAGAGGGUUUUCAGUGUAUACAGGGGUCCCUGGGUUACGAAAGGGUUCCGUUCCUGAGGACGUUCGUAAGUCGGAUUUGUACAUAAGUCGUAAC
Molecule: messenger RNA, 2295 nt
Organism: Homarus americanus (American lobster)
Lineage: Eukaryota; Metazoa; Arthropoda; Malacostraca; Decapoda; Nephropidae
Product: minichromosome maintenance domain-containing protein 2-like
Exons: 7
Coding region: 1-1098 (365 amino acids)
Biological process (GO): double-strand break repair via break-induced replication
Molecular function (GO): DNA binding; single-stranded DNA helicase activity; ATP binding
Source: RefSeq, a predicted model, not a curated record